Messenger RNA from Pieris napi, 1888 nucleotides. Its product is annotated as zwei Ig domain protein zig-8-like. The record is from RefSeq and is a predicted model, not a curated record. Gene Ontology annotation, cellular component: neuron projection membrane. NCBI's taxonomy places the organism in Eukaryota, Metazoa, Arthropoda, Insecta, Lepidoptera, Pieridae. Bases 205 to 1056 code for a protein of 283 amino acids. The transcript is spliced from 9 exons. Gene Ontology annotation, biological process: synapse organization.
CCGCACGGCAGUUUGCGAGUGACCGCCGAGGUUGACGCGUGUCUGUUCAUUAUCGAAUUUCAGUGCAGUGGGUGAAGUGAUGUGUGAGUGAUAUUGAAAUGGGAUAAUGUAAGUUCGUGUGAAGGAUCUUCAGCUUGAAACUUCUUCGUUAUGAACCCAUUCCGAAGAGUCGGUAGCUCAAAGGAUGUGUAACGGACACUAGCCAUGGGUAUGGCUCUUCUGUUUGGAGCCUUAGGGGCCCUAGCCUUCAUUACUAGAACUGGAUGUACAGACAAUACAAAUGGUCUGGGUCAAGAUGGUGUACCAGAGAUAGAGUAUACCGACAUUGACCUUGGGCUGACGCAGAGAGGCCCUUACUUUGACGUCCCCUACUCGAAGAACGUCACUGCCCUAGUGGGGAAGACUGCACAACUCAACUGUAGGGUUCAUAACCUCGGAAAUAGAACAGUAUCAUGGAUCAGACAUCGGGACAUUCAUCUACUGACUUCUGGGAGGAUGACGUACACCUCAGACCAGAGAUUCAUCAGUGUUCAUAACCCACAUACAGAGGACUGGAUCCUAAAGAUAAGGUUUCCGCAACGAAGAGACUCUGGUAUCUACGAGUGCCAGGUCGGAACCACGCCACCUAUCGGACAUCGGAUGUACCUCUCCGUUGUUGAACCGCUAACAACAAUACUGAAUGGACCAGAGCUGUUUAUCAACACAGAGAGCACAAUUAACCUCACAUGCGUUGUACAACACUCGCCGGAACCACCUCCAGCCAUUCGGUGGACACACAAUGACGAGGAAAUCAACUACGAUUCACCCCGCGGUGGUGUCUCCGUAAUUACGGAGAAGGGCGAAAUGACAACCUCACACCUUUUGGUGCAGAAGGCGCGGGGUACGGAUUCCGGAAGGUACACCUGUGCCCCAGCUAACGCCAACCCCAGAUCAGUUCUCGUCCAUGUUCUUAGUGGAGAACACCCAGCCGCAAUGCAACACGGAGGCCAGUUGCGUUUGCAGUAUCCGCUUCCUGCAGCCCUCCUCAGCGUGAUUGUUGCCCUCAUGGGUUGCUAGUAGUAGAGUUUUAGAUUUAGGAACUAGCACUACUUAGAGUCGUCCAUUAUAAAGAACAAUACACGGCUACGAAAUGUAAUGUCUGCUUGAAUGACUCCAAAAGUACGUAGAAUUUUACCAUUCAUAAAUCUAUUCUAACCUUAUAUUGGGCAAAUUAUAAAACGAUAUAUUAUCGUUACGUUACCAUGGUUACAGUGUCAUGAUAUAAUAAGGGUGGUUGUCAUGAUUACAAAUACUAAAGUACGAAGGCCAACUGUAGUCCGGAUUUUAUAAUAAGGUUAAUUUAUAAUAAGCGCCACUUCUAAUGAACGACUCUUAGUGAUGUAAGUCUAUAAAUAUUAAGUUUUGUAAUUACAAUCAAUGUUAUAGUAAAUGGAACAAAUAACGUUGUGAAUAUUUGAUCUGUAAUUUACAGUUAAAAGUAGGUAAUUUGUCGAUUAUUUCAUAUAAUAUCUAAGUUUAACAUACAUUGUAAGUUUAUCGUAGAUAUUUUGUUGAAAAAAUACUGUAAAAUAACGAGUAAUUUUAAAUACAUAUUAAAUUAAUAAUAAACGGCGCAUUAUAUGGUUUACCAAUUAUAUAUCAAUAUAUUUAUUAGUAUAAAGUAAAAUCUCACAUCUAGAAAUUAUAUAAACUCUCAGAACUCUUACAAACUUUAAAAUAUUAUUUAAAAAGCGAGAGAUAUAAAUGAUAUUAUUUUGAAUAAUUUUAGAAAAGUCCUGCGAAGUUGCGAGAGCUAUCGAAUAUUUCAUGAAAUAUAUCAUUUGCAAUGAAUAUAAAAUGUUAUAAUUGAUUGUAAAGUCGGACGGCGAAUAAUCUGAAAUAAGUUUUU